Molecule: messenger RNA, 3108 nt
Organism: Grammomys surdaster
Lineage: Eukaryota; Metazoa; Chordata; Mammalia; Rodentia; Muridae
Gene: Znf112
Product: zinc finger protein 112
Exons: 4
Coding region: 103-2733 (876 amino acids)
Biological process (GO): regulation of transcription by RNA polymerase II
Cellular component (GO): nucleus
Molecular function (GO): DNA-binding transcription factor activity, RNA polymerase II-specific; RNA polymerase II transcription regulatory region sequence-specific DNA binding
Source: RefSeq, a predicted model, not a curated record
AUCUCACCGGGACAAAGUUGUAUUUUUCCCUCUCUCAUGGUGUCUAUCACCCUGUCCUGCCUUCCCAGGUCUCCAUCAUUUCCUAGAAAAAAGAAGGAGAAAAUGACCAAAUUGCAGGAGAUGGUGACGUUCAGGGACGUGGCCGUGGUCUUCAGCGAGGAGGAGCUGGGGCUGCUGGACGCUGCCCAGAGGAAGCUGUACCACGAUGUGAUGCUGGAGAACUUCAGGAUGCUGCUCUCAGUGGCACACCGGCCCUUCAAACCGGGUCUGAUAGCCCAGCUGGAGAACGAAGAGAAGCUUUGGAUGGGGGAGGCGGGAGCCCAAGCGGGUGAUCUCUCAGGAAGAAGGAGUGGACAUGCUGGAGAGAACGCAGAAGACAUGGAAUUAAACUCUUGUCCCAAGGAGCUCUCCUGUCAGCCCUGGCCAUGGGGUGCAAGCACAUUACCCAGGGGUGGAGAGUUUAUAAAAAGAUGCCAAGGGGGUAACAGUGAACCUCAGAGCCGAGGAGGUCCCUGCCUGGUGUGGGUCCCCAUUCAGAUUUCUGAAGACGGGAAUUACGUGUUGCCUCCUGUACACAAAGACUCUGCUUCCAGGAAAAGUCAGGAGUUUCCUUCUCUGAGAUCCCAGCAGACUUGGGGGGAACCAUAUCUCAGCAGGGCAUAUAAUUGCCAGUGGAAAGGUCAGCAAACAUGCAUAAGAAGUCACUUCUGUAGGUGUGACAGUGUCGGCUGGUCCUCCUACCACAGUGACAGUGAGGGGCCACAGGGCAAAGGAAAAAGCUAUAGUUUCCGUGACCACAGAGGAGAAACCCUGAAGGUAUCAUUACUUAAUCAGGACUUGAUUGAAUUAGGGCCAGAGCCCUCCCCAUGUCCCAAGAAUAGAAAAGCCUGGGGCCAUGAUGACAAUGACAAUGACCACAACUUUCACACACAUCAGCAGGGUCACUCAAGAGGGAAGCCCCGUACACGAGGUCUGUAUGGAGAGGGCUGUGGUGAUAGCUCAGCUCUUCAUGGUCGCCCAGGUCCAGAGACAGGAGACGAAGGUGCUUCUGGGAGCCCACCUCCGCAGUCCCCUCCAAGAGCACGUAUGGAACAAGUGCUGCUCAACUGCAGUAAGAAUGUCCACCGCGGUUCCCCUCUUACCACGUGUGAGCGUGCCAACCCAGGCAACUCCUCCCAGAAAUGCAGCAUCCCCGAGCAAGCCGUGGGUAGUAGUUUCCACCACAAUAGUCCUUUUAGGGCCCAUCCUAGGGAAGAAGCCAAUAAUUAUGAGGAGAAUCGGAAUGUUUUAAAUCAGAGUUUAUCUCUUCAAGUUAAUCGGAAAGUCGGUCCCGAAGAGAAAUUUUGUCAAGAUGUGGAGUGUAGAAAAGAUUUCACACACUGCUCAAAUCCAGAUGUUCCGCACAGAGUCCAUGUGGAAGAGACUCUCUGUAACCCCGAUUGUGAUAACCACUUCAGUCUGCCCCCACAUUUUCAGGACUUUCCAGCAGUGCACCCCAGGGGACAACCACACAACUGUAGGUGCCGUACCGGCUUCAGUCAGGCGUUGUGCCUUCAAGGCCAGCAGAAACUUCACAUUCAAGGAAAGCCUUUUCACAAAGAGGGCAGAGGUGGCUGUAACUGGAGCUCCACCCCCAAGGAUCAUCAGAAACAGAAGGUGCAUAAAUGCAACGCCUGUGGGGAGGGCUUCAGUCACAGAUCGGUUCUUAACGUUCAUCAGAGAGUCCACACCGGAGAGAAACCGUACAAGUGUGAAGAGUGUGAGAAGGGCUUCAGCCGGCGUGCCUACCUGCAAGGCCACCAGAGAGUCCACACCGGAGAGAAACCGUACAAGUGUGAGGAGUGUGGGAAGGGCUUCAGCCGGCGUUCACACCUGCAAGGCCACCAGAGAGUUCACACCGGAGAGAAACCGUACACGUGCGAGGAAUGUGGGAAGGGCUUCAGCUGGAGCUUUAAUCUCCAAAUCCACCAGCGGGUCCACACUGGAGAGAAGCCCUAUAAAUGUGGAGAGUGUGGCAAAGGCUUCAGUAAGGCCUCCACUCUCCUGGCCCACGAGCGAGUCCACACAGGGGAGAAACCUUACCAGUGUGAUGAGUGUGGCAAGAACUUUAGUCAGAAAUCCUACCUUCAAAGCCAUCAGAGUGUCCACUCUGGAGAGAGACCAUAUAUAUGUGAGGUGUGUGGGAAGGGCUUCAGUCAGAGAGCGUAUCUACAAGGUCACCAGAGAGUCCACACUCGAGUGAAACCAUAUACAUGCGAGGUGUGUGGGAAGGGCUUCAGUCAGGGUUCACGCCUCGAGGCCCACCGGAGGGUCCACACAGGGGGGAAACCGUACAAAUGUGAGACAUGCGCAAAGGGAUUCAGUGAGAGUUCCCGCCUCCAGGCACAUCAGAGGAUCCAUGCAGAAGGAAGACCCUACAGAUGUGACCGGUGCGGUAAGGGCUUCAGCGGCUAUUCCAGUCUCCAAGCCCAUCACCGAGUCCACACUGGGGAGAAGCCAUACAAAUGCGAGGUGUGUGGGAAGGGCUUCAGUCAGAGGUCAAAUCUCCAAGCUCAUCAGCGCGUGCACACAGGAGAGAAACCUUACACGUGUGACGCGUGUGGGAAGGGCUUCCGGUGGAGCUCCGGCCUUCUGAUCCAUCAGAGGGCCCAUAGCAAUGAGAAGUUCUGUAGGACUCGGGAGUAUGGGAACAGUUAUCCGCUCGAGAACCUAUGCGGAAACGGAGGCCUGUAAAACGCCGUUCUGUUUUGUUAAUGGAGACAUACCAUAAUGUUUGUCCCCACCAUGAACACCGACGGUGGAUGGGAAGGACACGGCAUAGAGCUCUAACGAAAGGGCUGUACCGAGAGUUUUCGAAACCUCAGCAAGCUACGGUGGGGAACCAACAACUUCCCAACGCCACACACAUCAGCGGGGAUUAACAAAAGAGUGAUAUCCACGUCCGCUAGAACAUACAUUUGGUGAGAGCGGCGCCCGUCCGCUGCCAAGGCUGCCAGCGCGUGACUGGAGAGAUGGCUCAGCAGUGACGAGCACUGGCUGCUUUUGAGGAGGACCACACGGCAGCUAUCUGACAUCUUCACGGUGCCCGGAUGUAUGUGAAGGCAAGGU